Vitrella brassicaformis is the source of this 3151-nucleotide messenger RNA. The record is from the annotation of a GenBank genome assembly. NCBI's taxonomy places the organism in Eukaryota, Vitrellaceae.
GGGGGCUCCGCGAACUUUGAAGCGCCGCAGCGCUGUAGUUGUCCGUUGUCUGUGCCGCCGCCUGCCUGCCUUGGUUGAAGGAGGAAAAGGUGUUGAGUGCAAAACCAUCCCGCAAUGGCUACUGCUCAGGUAACGGGCAGACAGCUCAUAUGCAUGCCGUUGCUCCCCUCAAGGGACGUACUGACACGUGGGGCCUGCCUGCCUGCCUGUCUGUCAUGUGUCGGUCUGUCUAUCGGGGCCCCCGCAUGUGUAUCGUAUGUAUGUGUGCAGGUGUCUGGCGUGAAUCCUCUGAUGGAGAGUCAGAACCAGCCGGGUUGUCUGGGCAGCAGGUGCAGCCCUUGCGGCGCUCGCAAGGCGGCCCCCGUCCAGCAGGUCCAUGCCGUGCCCCUCUACCCAGAAAUGAACCAAAUGACCGUCCAGACACGCACAUACGCUGCACCAGCCACUGCAAGGUCCCCUGACUGACAUGACACCACCCGCUCGUGUGUGUAUGGCUGGUGGCUGCAGCCAGGCCUGAGGCAGCCAGAGAGAGGCACCCUGACUGAUGCAUGAGGCAGGCCUGCUGUAAUAGCUGGUGGCGUUGGCAGCGUUUGUGUGGAUGCCCUGCCUUGAUGUCUCUUUCUCUGUCUGAUUGUCUGCCUGCCUGUGUGUGUGUGGCUGUGCGUGUGUGUGUAGGCCUGCGAUGGAGAUGGCUCCGAGCAUGCCGGCCAUGUCUCCGCUGCCGCCCAUGCAGACGCAGGCCCCAACCACCGCCAAUAUUUCAUCGCCCAACCUCAGCGUGGUCAGUCACCAACCAAGGAGACACACAGACAGACAGACAGACAGACGACAGUAGAGGAAGGACCCACUCACUCACUCACUCACUCACUCACUAAUUCACUGACUGCACGGCGGCUGUCCAUCGGUCUGUCUGUCUGUCUGUCUGUCUGUCUCUCACACCGUGCGUGUCUCUCCAGAUUCCGAAUGCCUACGCGACGCCUCGUGUGGUCGGCGGUACGACCAUGGUGUCAGCGCCUCCCCCGGCCACCGUUGUGUCCAAGGAUGUUGCGGCCCUCGACACGGCCGUCCCUGUGCCGCAGCAGCAGGUCCGUGAGGUGGUAGGUGCCAAGGCGGCCCCCCCGGCCCCUCCCGCGCCCGCCAUGGUGGGGCAGCAGCAGCCGCCACCCCCGCCUGUCAUGCACAUGAUGAUGAUGGUACGCACGCCGACCAACACACACACACACACACUCACUCAGACGGACGGACGGACGGACGGACGGACGGGCAACCAACAUGAGACACGGGGGACGGACAGUGCGUGUCGGUUGGUUGGUUGAAGUCCCCGCUUGAUUGUUUGCUGUUUUGUCGCCAUGCAGCAGUUGCCGCCCAGCCAGAGGCGCCCUGACAUGAUGAACUUCAUGAUGCAAUACGCACAGACCAAGACUGAAGUCCAAAGUCAGCCAGGGAGCCGGGAAGGAAGGGAGGGAGGGAGGCAGCGAUGGUGGACCACAUACCACGCCAACGACCACUUUAUUUGACGGAGUGUGGUUGUGUUGUGUUGUGUUGUGUCGUAUUGUGUCGCUCAGCGUGUAUGCAGUUGAUCAACAAGUUGUCUCAGGAGCUGGAGAUGCUCAAGAAGUCAAACGCAGACCUCCAACGACAAAUCGACGAACACGAGGUCAGUAAGCGCAAAGACGGAGGCAGGUGGGUGGACACACCACACGCCGCUCCUUGUCGGCCUGUCUGUGUGUCUGCCUGCCUGCCUGCCUGCCUCCUCCUUGCCCAGCGUGAGCUGCACCCGGAGAGAUUUGAGAGCCGACCUGCGGCACGGGUCUGUGGGGGACAGCUGCCACCCAUCUACCGGGCGCGUGUCUCUAUAUUCUUGGUUGGGUGUGUGGUGUGCAGGGCGGCGGUGCUGGCGGUGUGUUGAGUGGCGUUCAGGGCGGCGAUGCGUCGGACCCCAUCGACGUCUACCUCAAUGACUUCGUCAACGUAUAACACACCACACCACACCAAACCACACCACCACUUCGGAUGGACAGCACAGCAGCAUGACAUGACAGCACACCCGGGACACUCGUCCAUGUCUCCACCUACCCGCCUUUGUGUGUGUGUGUGUGUAGAACCAUCCGGACAUCAACUUGAAGAUCAGCAAGGUGGAUCCACCCAUGUACCUACUCAACGGACAAGAGGUAGGGUAGGUAGGUAGGCGGGCACCCGUCCUCCUCCCCAUCGAUCCCCGUUCCUCCCUCCCCUUCAGGCGUUCAUCACUGAGAAGGACGGUGUUGUGGUCAUUCGCGAUGGUGUUGAGUGGAAGUCAUUCAUCGUCAGACACACACACUGCACACGACCCACAUACAUACCUCACCUGUGUCACUGCUGUGUUGUUGUGUGUCUUUGAUACAUGAUGCCGUGCGCCCAUCAGGACUUCAUAGCCGAGGCGACGGCCCCGCCGCCGGCUGAAACCGAGGAAGCGCCGCCCGGUUAGGCAGGCAGGCAGGCAGCUAGCCAGCCUGACAGGCAGAUUGCCUAUGGGCGUGGUUGCUUGGUUGCUUGGUUGAUUGGUUGGUUGGUUGGUUUGUGCGUGCAGCCCCGAAGCCCAAGGCCAAGACAAAGGUUGCAGCUGCCAAACCCGGAGCCAAGACCAAGGCUGCUGCUGGUGCUGGCGCUAAGGUACGUACGCACGUGCGCAUGUACGUACAUGCGGAUACAUAAUGGGUGAAGGACAAGGAAGGAGACAGACAGGAGGACGUGACUGACUGGCGCACACGCUGCUAAAUCCCUCUCCUCUCCCUCCCUCCCUCCCUCCCUGUCUGUUGUUUUCAUUGAUUGGCUCAUGCAUUCAGGCGAAGCCCAAGGCUGGAGCGGCCAAGGCCAAACCAAAGGCCAAGGCCAAGUAAUUGCACAACCAAUCGUACGUAGUCAGGGCGGCAGACGGACGGACUGACGGAAAGGCGGUUGCGUGAUCGAUACACACAUACAUACGUAUGCAUGUCAUGAUAAAAGGAAGGAAUGUGUGCGUUCCUACUGAAUGUGUGAGAGGUGAGUGAGAGGGUGUCUGUCUGUCUGUCUGUUUCUCAUUUUUGGGUGAGAGUGAGUGAGCAAGCCAGCGACAGACAGACAGCUGAAGAAAGGUGUCAGGCAGACAGACAGACGGCCGGCAGGCGGGGAG